ACAACUAUUCUGCUGGCAUGUGGAAGUGUACCCAAGAGUCACGGAGAAAAUUGGUGUUUCAUUUGGAACCAUCGACAUCAUCUGUGACUACCUGCAUGUGUUGUCAACAUCGGAGUUUAUUGAUAAAAUUAAGCGGUUAAAGCAUACGACUUCAUUUUUUUUGACCUCUCCUUUCGUCAACGCUUACUAUGUGUGAGUUUGUAAAAUAGAGGUUACAAUUAUUAAUGUGGAAGGGCGAAACAACUGUCAGCAUGUCUUCAAUCAAAGGACUUAUAACGAUACUAGUUCUCACUGCUCCAUUCGUAUUCGUGAAGAUUGAAGGCACUGAUGCAACUUCAUAUUUACCCUUGUUCCAGAAGCACCGUCAUCUUCUUUCGAAGCUAUCGUACUACGAGGUAGUCAGACCACAUCGGUCUACGCAUAGUGGUGACUUCUUGAGCAACGAUCUUUCAACAACACAAGAAGAAAACCAAGACAUUUUCAGUACAGCAAAGAAAAUGAGUUUACGCGGUGAUGCCUUCCACUCUCGAUAUGCCAGGUCAUCCAAAGAUAAACCCCAACUCAACCAAAGUCAAAACAUUCAUUUCAGAGUCAACGCUUUUGGAGAGAAUUUCUUAUUGAACGUAACAAGAAAUCGAUACCUUGUUUCUUCUGGAUUGAGGGUCGAGCGAUUCAACGAAAACGGAACGAUUGAUACUUUCAGACCGGACAUCCUUUGCUUCUACGCUGGCAUUGUUGCCGGGCAGCCAAACUCCUCAGUUGCCAUAAGUAACUGCAAGGGAUUGAUGGGCUUCAUUCAAGCUGGGGAUGAGGAAUACUUCAUAGAACCUCUUGAGACUGUGACGAGCAGGUCAAAGGCUAAUGUGUCAGAAGGACAACUUCACAUUAUGUACAGAUCAAGAGAUUUGAAGAUGUGGUCUGCAGAACUGCAAACUGAUUUUAAAAUAAGUCUGAGGCGCGAAGCACCGACAGAGCCUGGAGGUAAACAAUCAGAUGAUGGCGGGAACUUCUUUCGUAGCAGACGGUCAACAGGCACCAACGACCAGCGGUAUUUCGUGGAAACUAUGCUGGCUGCCGAUCACUCAAUGGUCACUUUUCACGGCAGAGACGAAUUACCAACAUAUCUCUUGACCAUGCUGAAUAUAGUGAAUGAAAUCUACAGGCACAAUACCAUCACUGUUGACAUUCAGUUCGUUGCCACAAAGAUUGUCCUGAUAAACAAAGAAACUUCUAAAAAUCUGAUCGUCAAAAACCGCUACAAGCGAAGCCUGACCAACGUGCUUGGUUGGGUUUCUUCGCUUACUCCAAAUGGCGAGUUGUAUGGUGUGGCUGACUACGUCUCCUUCUUGACUCAGUUGGAUUUCGGACCAGCAGGUUUCGCUCCAGUGGCGUCGAUGUGUGACAGUUUCUGGAGCAGCUCCAUAACUCGUGAUCAAGGGUUGUUAUCUUCAUUUGUUAUGGCACAUGAGGCCGGCCACGUCCUGGGGUUGGAGCAUGAUGGAGACGGAAACUCUUGCGUGAUGGAGACCUACGCACGCUCCAUUAUGAAUACAUUAGUAAUGGCAAACUAUGGCGACUACUACUGGUCUAACUGCAGUGCCGAAGCACUCGAGAGACUAAUCAAAAAUCAUCGGUGCUUGGAAAAUGUUGUCUUUGAAACCAGCAGUCUGCUCGAGCAAGAGGGCUUUCCUGGGGAGUGGUACUCUCUCGAUGAGCAAUGCCGGUAUACGUUUGGCGGGAAUUCACAUCAGUGCGGAAGGCCAGAGGAUUAUUACAUUUGCUCCAUGAGAUGUACGGCGGAAAAUAACCCAGCCAUUUGCCAUGAGUAUUACCUUCCAGCCUUAGACGGAAGCGGUUGUGGCACUGUCACACAGUGGUGUAUGAACGGUGUUUGCAUGAACAAGCCAACAAGUCGAAAUGGAAAAUGGAGCCAAUGGUCUGAUUGGAGCGAGUGUUCUCAUGACUGUGGCGUAGGUGUACGUACGAGACAUCGACACUGCGACAAUCCAAGACCUGCCUUCGGAGGAAAGGAUUGCAAGGGGAAAUCGUUCCAGUUUAAAGUGUGCAACACACAGCCCUGCAAUGUAUGGGUGGACAGACGUGCUGAGCAGUGUAGGGACCGCCUAUCUACUGUUCUGAUAAACGCUAAACAUCAAAAUUGGGUGCCUCAUGAGGAUCGCAAUGAACCCUCUCAAUGCAGACUAGUAUGUAUGUCGGAGAAGACGCUCGACAUUUUGCAUACUCCAUACAUUGUUACUGAUGGCAGCCCCUGCUCUUACAAUGACCAGCAUAGCAUCUGUGUAGGUGGUGAAUGCAAAAAACUAGGAUGUAACAAGCGGGUUGGUUUUCCCAUGACCGAUGAUAAUUGCGGGACAUGCGGCGGAGACGGUAGUGAUUGUACCUUUAUCAGCAAAACCUUUACUGCUUCAACGAAAAAGAAGUAUCAGAGGGUAGACGUUCUCCCAGCUGGUGCUUGCAAUAUUGAAGUUACAGAAAAAUCCAGGACUAAUCAUUUUCUUGCACUUCGCCGCAGUUCUGACAAAACCUAUAUCUUGAACGGUGGUCGGAGGCGCCGAGGUUUGCCGGAGUUUGUGGCUGCUGGUGCGCUGUUCGAGUACAACAAGAAUAGUGAUCAUCUCAGAUCCAAGGGGCCGCUCCGAAGGGAUUUGGAUUUUCUGGUGUAUUGGACAAAGGACAAAAGGUCCAUCAAUAUUACCUACAGCUACUACGUUCAAAGUUCGGCUCAGCUGACAACUAUGGUUACACCGCAAAAAGGGCCAUAAAACGGGGGAUGGGGACAUUGCCUCCAAUUACUUCCAAAAGCAGGGAAGGAGCACUAGUAAUAAAUAUUUUGGCUUACGUCUUAUGUAUAUCAUGUAUAUUGUGGGCUUGCAUGCCUUAUUAUCUGUACGUUCAAAUUAUGCAUAUCUGUUCACCUCCUUUAUUUUGGAAAACCAAGACAGUUUUGGGUUCAUCAGGUUUGUAAACAGCUAACACAUCGCUAACACUUUCCUUGGAACACGGGAACUGAGGUUAAUGUGUCUGCGGGUUGACCUCUUUUAGGAUUUCUAUAAACAUUAUUUUAAAAAGGGUGUCGGACUUUCUCAAGAAACAUUUAAUUUAGUCUUAAAAUACACAAAGAUCAUUUGGCUACAUUUUAGUGGUCAGUCUGAUACCUUUGAAACCAGAAAGGGACUUUUGUUCGGUCAAUUAUCCUCACCAGCCACUGGCCGGCUCUAAAUAAUGUGUAUUGCUUUCAAAACUCUCUGUCAAAUCAUAUGUCAGGUUUAUUUCAAAUCAGAUUAAAGGAUCCAUGAAACGAGUUUUUCCUAGAAUCA
Molecule: messenger RNA, 3338 nt
Organism: Acanthaster planci (crown-of-thorns starfish)
Lineage: Eukaryota; Metazoa; Echinodermata; Asteroidea; Valvatida; Acanthasteridae
Product: A disintegrin and metalloproteinase with thrombospondin motifs 3-like
Biological process (GO): proteolysis; extracellular matrix organization
Cellular component (GO): extracellular matrix
Molecular function (GO): metalloendopeptidase activity
Source: RefSeq, a predicted model, not a curated record